AACCCAGCACGCCUCAUGGCCCUGGCCCUGGCUGAGAGUGCCAACAAGGCCCUGAGACAGGGCGCCUCGCCCCCCUACCGCCCCCCUCAGUCCCGGUCCCAGGACGCAGCCGACACCCGCUACCAGAGGUCUCUGUCUGCCGAUGCAGGAGAGCUGCUGUCCUCUGACCCCAAUCAGCUCUACUCCACAGUGCGCCCCCUGUCUGUGUGGAUGACCGAGGGAGAGGGAAACACGACAGAGACUGCAGCAGAUACAGGACACGGCCAGGGAGAGAGGACUCCAGGACAGGAUAUGGGGACCCUGUCCUCUGAGACGUCUGACUCUGUGGCGUCCAACUCGGAGCUGUCUGGUGGGAGCGCCUCUGGAGACGACCAGACCCCCAGCCCCAUCUACAAGAACCAGAAGCAGCUGCCCCAGUCACAGCCUCCCAACCCAGGCCAGUCUGGGGAGAGACCUAGCCCCACUGAGUCCCAGCCUCAGAGGAAGCCCCCAGCCUACUCACGCCAGUUCUCUGCCCCUCACCUCCAACAGAAAUCCACCUCCACCCAGUCCAAGCCGUCCUCGGCCCAGCUCCUGCACUCCAAGUCAGAGUCCCCUCUGACUCAGGUCCGUGCCUUCCAGCCCACCCGCCCCAAAGUACCUCCUAAGCCCCUGGAUCUGGAGCGUCCCCACAGAGCACCACUGGCCCAGACUGAGAUGCGUCGCUCCCUGGACUCAGGGCGCAUCAGGCGGAUCUUUGGUCAGCAGGGGAACCCUCCUCUGGCCAGGGCCUUCUCAGAGCGUCUGAGUGGAGCUCCAGACCACCUCGCCCGCUACCACGCAGCCAGCCAACCAUCCCCGGGUCAGCAGCCUCCUCAGCAGGCCCAGAUCCGGCCCGUGCCCCUCUCCUCCACCUCAGAGGACCAGGGAAGGAUGGAAAACUUCUACUAUGAGAUCGCCGGGCCUGAGAACUCGCAGGGCCCCCCCAGCUACGCCCGCCACAGCUACCAGAACAUGAGGCUGGACCUGGAGGGUAACUUCCGCCCGGCCCCCCACCUAGAGGCCAACAAAAGGCCCAUCUCUCGGGGACAUCACCAACACCAACCCCAGCCUCUCCACCACAACCAGGGUGGACCCAGGGAGAGUGGGCCCCAGCUCUGGUCCAAAGAGGUCACGCGGGCUUGGGCAGCCGCCCACUCCCAGUCCCAUUCAUUCUCCCACGGACACUCCCACUCUCACCACCACUCCCAGGACGGCUCCACCCACCACCAUCACCCCUCUCACCACCACCCCCGGCCCCAGCGCCAGACCUCCUCCUCAGUCCGGCUGGCCCGUAGUGAGAUGCACCCCCUCCCCUCCUCCUCCAUGGUUCCCCUGGCGCUCCACCAGCACCAACGCAACCUCCACCGCUCCAAUAGGUCAGCCUCCACAGACCUCACCGCCUCCCAGCUACACCCCUAUUUUGAAAACGGGAAGGUGUGCUAUCGUAAGCCAGAGGAUGCUCCUCUGAGUCUGAGCCAGCCUCCCCAGGGCAAGUCUCUCCAGCCAUCCCAGCCUUCCCCUCCCCAGGCCCACAGACCGACCUCCAAGGACCUGUCUGAGCCCAUCUACGUCAACUUCCCUUUCCCCAGCCCCUCUACUGGGGCCCAAAACACGAAGAGCUGGACCAGCACAGACCUGGAUGGAGACUCUCCACAGGAUUCUGAACCUCUUGCCACUCCAAACGACCCCCCUCCCCCAGAGGACCAGAGACAGUCCUCCCCCCGCCUGGUCCCUGACCAGGCAGGCUCCACCAGCGUCAGCCUCACCCCCUCCACUCCAGACAGCCCAUCCGCCCACAACGACUCGGCCGCAACGAGCCCAGGGAGCAUCCAGGAGAGCGACUUCCUCCCAGCGUCUACAUCGACAGGGAUCCACUACCGCAGCCGCUCAGACCCCCAGAGCUCCAGGUGCAGUACGGAGCCCAUCCAGGGCCUGUCGGGGAAGGAGAUCGCCUCCCUGCUGAUAGAGAAGCUGGCUGAGGAGGAAAGGGCUGAGGGUCCCUCCACAGUCACCUCCUCCUCUGCCUCCACCAGCUCCUCCCCUGCCAUGGAGCACCCUGCCAACCCCUACCCCAGCCAGCAGCACAACCAGUCCCCGCCUGCCUAUAAUGUCUACACCCCGGGCCCCUCACGGAUCAGGGCUCCUCAGAGGGCCGGGGCAGGGGGCUUCCAACGCCAAGACCCGCUCCGGAGGUCCUCGCCCGGGGGCCAGUACAGGCAGGCCUUUGACGUCAUGCCCUCAGGCGAUCAGGUGCUCAAAUACUACCGGACCCAAAACUUUACCCAGGGAGAGCACCAGAGCUCUGGCGCUAACCCCUACCCCCCCUCGGCAGCACUACCAGGAGCCCCCCUACCCCAUCCAGAGCCCCCAGGACCCCUGCUCCUCCGGCUACCCCAGCCAGCCCCUCUUGGAGCCCUCAGACACCCCGUCUGCAACCUUCUCCAACCUGACGCUGGGAGCCCCCAGGCCCUACCCCGGCCAGCCAGGAGGCCUCCAGUACAGCCAGUACCCCUUCCAGCCUGGCCCGAUGCUGGGCCAAUACCCCAACACUCCCCCCCCGCAGAGAUGUGGUCCACGAGCCGGUGCUGCGGCCGCAGGGUCUGAGGAACCAGAGAGGGCUGGCACGGCAGGGCAGCUUACCUGCACCAUCACCCAACUGGACCAUCCAUACUGAGGGUCAGACGCGCAGCUACUGCUGAGGAGGAGCAAAAAGUAGACUUUUACACACUGUACCCUAUCAGAGUGAAAGUGAAAGAGAGAGGAGCUAGGAAGAGACCAUGUAAAACUCUCAUGGUCCACAGAGAAAGGGAACAGGACGAUAGAAAGCCUUCCUGGAAACGUGAGACAACAGGUCAUGUCUAGAAAUGGGACCAAGGGCAAGGCAUUCUGGGGUAGCUAGACAUACUGUCCAGUUUCCUGUUUGAACAUUCCCUGGGGCCUAUCACCACUUCACACCUGCAACCACUGGACCAAUGAGAAAGAAGGGAACAAUGAUGGAAGGCGAUGAAGAGAUCAAAGAGAUGAACCGAAAAGUGGCUUAGAUUUGAAAACAUUCCAGAGCAGACUGUUGUUGUGAGCGUUGAGAAAGAAUGGCGAAUAGCUGCCAGGGUCUUUUCUGGAUCAAAAUGGGGCUUACAUGGUGGGCGUGGCCAAUGGUGCGGUGGCCGAGCGACAAUUUUAGAGGCCCUUCUGUUGGCCGCAGUGACAAAAUGUAGCGGUUUUCAAGCACAUUUUUGCAAUUCUACACAUUUUGCCAUGUGACGGAGAUACAAUUUGACAGUUUUAAAGCACAUUUUCUGCAAUUCCAAAAAAUCUGGUGGCCCCAUGCUAUGACAAAAACUCCUGAAUGCAUCAUUUUUGGAAUUUUAGAUUCUCCCUGAUUAUUUAGCUUUUAUUUAGGUGAUGGUUAGUUCUCAAAGAUGAUCUUAUUUAAAAAAUAUAUAGGUUCAUUAUCUUUUCUACAUACUUUACAUCUCUUUUUAGUAAUUUAAGUUUACACAUUGAAAAUGUUUUCCAUCCCGAAAAUUAUUUAUUAUAUAGAAUAUAUACAUAUACAUACAGUACCAGUCAAAAGUUUUGACAGCUACUCAUUCAAGGGUUUUUCUUAUGUUCUACAUUGUGUAAUAAUAGUGAAGACAUCGAAACUUUGAAGAACCUAAAAUCUGUAAAAAAAAAUUGGUUCCUACAUUAUUCCAUGUGUUAUUUCAAAGUAGCCACCCCUUGCCU
Messenger RNA from Salmo salar (Atlantic salmon), 3747 nucleotides. Lineage: Eukaryota; Metazoa; Chordata; Actinopteri; Salmoniformes; Salmonidae. The record is from RefSeq and is a predicted model, not a curated record.